Messenger RNA from Fulvia fulva, 1254 nucleotides. RefSeq names its product putative endo-1,3(4)-beta-glucanase. Gene Ontology annotation, biological process: glucan catabolic process. NCBI's taxonomy places the organism in Eukaryota, Fungi, Ascomycota, Dothideomycetes, Mycosphaerellales, Mycosphaerellaceae. The transcript is spliced from 3 exons. The record is from RefSeq and is a predicted model, not a curated record. The coding region runs from base 1 to 1254 and encodes 417 amino acids.
AUGUUCACAGGUACCGUCCUCACGAACGACUGUGGCAAAGACCUUGGCUUCGCGGGCUGCUACAGCUCACCCACCAAACCAAACAACGCAGGCACCGACUUCAACGCUGAUGGCGGCGGUGUCUAUGCUAUGGAAUGGACCUCUGCAGCCAUCAAGAUUUGGUUCUUCCCUCGCGAACAGAUUCCUGCCAGCCUAAAAGGUCCCAUACCACCCGACCCAACGACAUUCGGCACUCCAGAUGCAAACUUUGCGGGCGGCUGCGAUAUUGACAAGUUCUUCUUCAAUCAUUCUUUGAUCUUCAAUAUUGAGUUCUGUGGGAGCUGGGCAGGGCCUACUUUUGUGGACGACGGCUGUCCAGCACUUGACCCGACCAAUCAAUGGCGCUCGUGCAACAUCUACGCUGCUACCAAUCCGCAAGCAUACACGGAAGCAUACUGGGCUGUGAACUAUCUUGAGGUCUUCACCUCUGCACCAGGGUCGCCAUCUCCAACUUCGAGCUUCUUGUCUACGGUCACACCCGCUGCCAGCAGUACUUCAGUGACCGACAGUGGCGCACUGGGUGCACCAACGACACCAACGCAGAGUCUUUGGCCACCGACGAGCAUCACCACCAGUAGCACGUCGACUUCAAGUCCACCAUCUUCAUCGACUGAACCACCGCCAUCUUCGUCGACUUCAUCCUCGUCAUCUUCUUCGACACCAUCACCGGAUCCCACGACGUCGACUUCGAGUAUCUCUACCUCCUCACCAAGUUCUCCAUCGCCAUCGACCACGCUACUCUCGUCUUCAAUCUCAUCUUCGAGCACCUUAACAACUUCAACUACGGCCGCGAGCUCCAGCCCGACGACUUCGCAGCAGCCGCCAACGCCAUCGUCGACCGCACCACAGGUUAUUACGAUCCGCACCACCACGAUCGUGUCUGUUCCAGCAGCACCACCGUCUACCGGAACGGAUAUCAUCACAAUUCACACCACCACAACCGUACACGUUCCGGCAUCAUCACCGUCCCAUCACAAGAGAGCGCCUACAGGCCCACCUCCUGGCAAUGACAUCGGUCCGCUACUGCGCCCUUCGCACGCCACCAAACGCUUCGAUCCGGAAGAUCCUGACGAGACACGAAUCCCGGUCAGCUGGACAUUCGAGUGCUGCUUCGAGUACGCAUCCCUCCCGACAGGGAAGGGCAGUGCGUCCAAGAAGUCGUCUGAUGAUGAUGAGCACGCCUUCCCAACGGCACAUUCGAAGGCGAUGUCGUGA